GAACGACCAGGUCAGACGCAACAUAUCGAUAAACAAAAUACGUCACGGUGAAUAUCGCAGUAUUCAAGGGAGCGAAUGGCUUUUAAAUGAUAAUGUCAAAACGUGUUUUAAUCACUGGUGCCUCUGGUCUCCUAGGCAGAGCUUUGUUUAAGGAAUUUGAAUCUGAUGCAUCAUGGGAUGUUCUUGGACUUGCCUUUUCAAGAAUUAAAGACCCUCUUAGGAAAGUUGAUCUGCGCAACAAAGAUGAUGUUGAACAAGUGAUUAUCACAUUCAAGCCAAAUGUAAUAAUUCACAGUGCUGCAGAGAGAAGGCCUGAUGUAGUUGAAAAGCAAGAGGAGGCAACUCACCAGCUUAAUGUAGCUGCGACACAGUUUAUUUGUGAAGCAGCAGUAAAAGUUGGAGCUUGGGUCCUCUUCAUCAGUACAGAUUAUGUAUUUGAUGGAAAAAAUCCUCCACAUGCAGUCGGUGACCUGCCAAAUCCAUUGAACAAAUAUGGAAAGAGUAAGCUAGAGGGAGAGAAAGUGACCCUUAGUGUGAACCCAGGCAAUGCAUUGUUACGAGUUCCAAUUCUGUAUGGUGAACUGGAGUACCUUGAAGAAAGUGCAGUGACUGUUCUGUUUACGAAGGUCCGUGCCACCGACACUCCUUGUGUGAUGUCCGACUACGAACGCCGAUAUCCCACUUCCUGUCAGGACAUUGCCAUUGUGGUCAGACAACUCACCGAAUGCAGACUGAAGGAUAGCAGUAUUUGUGGGAUAUUUCACUGGAGUGGAAAUGAAGAAAUGACCAAAUAUGACAUGGCUGUUGAUAUGGCAGAAGUGUUUGGAUUGCCAACCAAUCAUAUCCAACGAGACAAAAGUGCUUCAGGUGGAGCCAUAAGACCAUAUAAUGCCAAGCUUGAUAUCUCCAGACUAGAACACAUGGGUAUUACUCAAAGAACUCCAUUUAAAACAGCAAUAAAAUGUGUUCUCGAAAGAUUUAUGACAAAUUAGUAAUGGUGAACAAAUGUUCCUAUUCAAAUGGUUCUGUCCACGGAGUUGAUUUACUACUGAAAAAUGGUAUUAUUUGCGUGUUUGUAAUUUUCACAUUUUUAAUUUAACUGUGAAAAUUACACUUCUGCGAAUAAUUACUAAACAAAUAAUAGUUCAGGGUCUUGAGACCACUGUUGUUAACAUGUUGUUAUUAAACAGUUCUUCAACCUUGGUCUCAUCUAUACUGAACACAAGGGAUAAUGUUUUCCUUUUCUUAGUCCCUGUAUCUACCAGGAGGUCUUCUCAUAUGGUUUGUUGUUAUUGGUAAAACUCAACAAAUAAUCUGUAUAAUGUAAUCCCAUUUCAAAUUACAGAGAAGCACAUAUCUGUUACACACAUAAUUUUAUAAAAAUAUCCUUUAGUGUUAGGCAACUGUUUUUAAUGUACAGUGUCUAAUUAAAAUGUAUUUUGAUAUGCAGAAGCUAUUUUUGCUGGGAUUGUUUUGCUAUCAUGCAUUGUGGAUUUUAAAUAAUGAUUUUGUUAUGGUGUUGCAUAAAAAUAUAUUUUGAAUAAUGAAUGUUAAUCUUCAAAUAUAUUUUGUCUAUAUUAUAUAUAUUUUGUAGGUGUUACAUUCAAAUAAAUUAUUGGCAGUGGAUGUUACAUCUGGAUAUAUAUUUUCUUGAUGAUUUAAUUUGGUGGUGGGUAUUACCUUCCUAUAAUUGAUACGUUCAAUGAGUUGUUUAUUUUAUUUAUUGUCACCUGUUGAUUACAAGGAUCUCAACAGGAUACCGGUAUAUACUAAGAGCUAUUAUUAUCCACAUGGUUUAACAUAACCAAGUUUUAUAUGACGUCAUUUCGUCAUCUCCUUCUAGUUGUGGUUGAAACAUUUUGAGAUGGACCAUGUUAUUCAUUAAAAAAAUAAC
Molecule: messenger RNA, 1894 nt
Organism: Gigantopelta aegis
Lineage: Eukaryota; Metazoa; Mollusca; Gastropoda; Neomphalida; Peltospiridae
Product: methionine adenosyltransferase 2 subunit beta-like
Exons: 6
Coding region: 87-992 (301 amino acids)
Biological process (GO): S-adenosylmethionine biosynthetic process
Cellular component (GO): methionine adenosyltransferase complex
Molecular function (GO): methionine adenosyltransferase regulator activity
Source: RefSeq, a predicted model, not a curated record